Messenger RNA from Hemiscyllium ocellatum (epaulette shark), 5026 nucleotides. RefSeq names its product protein tyrosine phosphatase receptor type Z1a (gene ptprz1a). Gene Ontology annotation, molecular function: protein binding; protein tyrosine phosphatase activity. The transcript is spliced from 31 exons. The coding region runs from base 158 to 4756 and encodes 1532 amino acids. NCBI's taxonomy places the organism in Eukaryota, Metazoa, Chordata, Chondrichthyes, Orectolobiformes, Hemiscylliidae. The record is from RefSeq and is a predicted model, not a curated record. Gene Ontology annotation, biological process: peptidyl-tyrosine dephosphorylation.
GUGAAGGCGGUUCCGGAGUCACUCGGGCUUGUCUGGUCUCACAGUCUCAAUCCUCGUCUCCUGCCGGAGCAAUAGGCACAGGGAUCUCUUCACCAGAAGGACUUAUCCUGCUACACCAAGCCCCAGCAAGUUUGUGGAGGGACAAGGGUCGCUGGACAUGUUGCCGGAGUCUUUCUGGAUUCCUGCUAUCCUUUGUAUCUGUCAAGUCGAUGGGACAUAUGGAUUCUACAGACAACACAACAACAUCUUUGAAAAUAUGGAUUGGUCAUACACUGGUCAGUUAAAUCAGAAGAACUGGGUGAAGAAAUAUCCAAUUUGCUCUGGUCCUAAACAAUCCCCCAUCAAUAUAGAUGAUGGUUUUACUCAAGUCAACAUGAAUUUUCGAAAAUUGCUGUUUGAGGGCUGGGACCGUGAAUCCAGUGGAAAUACAGUCAUUCACAACAAUGGGAAAACAGUGGAAAUGAAUUUGACAGAUGAAUAUUACAUAAGUGGUGGUGGUAUGAAGUCCAGAUACAAAGCAGGCAAGAUAAUGUUCCACUGGGGCAAGUGUAAUGCAACAGAAGGAUCAGAACAUACCAUAGACGGACAAAAAUUUCCAUUGGAGAUGCAGAUCUUCUGCUUUGAGUCAAAUCUUUUUAAAAGUUUUGAGGAGGCGUUGCAAGGACAAGGCAGUCUCAAAGCUCUCUCGGUCUUAUUUGAGAUUGGUCCAGAAGAUAAUACGGAUUAUGAAAGUGUCAUACGUGGUGUGGAAGCAGUUAGCCGAUAUGGAAAACAGGCAAUGGUGGAACCAUUCAUUUUACUGAACCUUCUUCCAAACUCCACGGAUAAAUAUUAUAGUUAUAAUGGCUCCCUUACUACACCUCCCUGUACAGAAACUGUCCAAUGGAUUGUGUUUAAAGAAACUGUUCCCAUUUCUGAAAUUCAGCUGGAGGUAUUCUGUGAGGUGCUGACCAUGCAACAGUCUGGCUAUGUUAUGUUGAUCGAUUACCUUCAGAACAACUACAGGGAGCAGCAGUACCAAUUCGUUGGGCAAGUUUUCUCCUCCUACUCAGGCAUAGAAGAGGUUCAUGAGCCAGUUUGCAGUUCAGAACCUGAAAGUCUCCAAGCCGACCCAAGGAAUAACACCUCUUUGCUUGUUCUCUGGCAAAGACCAAGAAUGGUUUAUAGUGCUGUCCUUGAGAGAUAUGCAGUGUUCCAUCAGCAGUUGGAUGGAGAAGACCAGACCAGACACCAGUUCCUGACAGAUGGGGAUCAGGACAUGGGAGCCAUUCUCAACAAUUUGUUGCCGAACACAAGUUAUGUUGUUCAAGUGGUUGCCAUAUGCUCAGAUGGUUUGUAUGGGAAGUACAGUGACCGACUGAUUGUGGACAUGCCGAUGGAAUUUGAAGACCCAGAUUUUGGUGCCUUUUUCAAUUUUAAUGACACAUUUGAUGACCCAAAGCCAACAGAAAUUAAUCCAGUGCAAUCAGAGCCAAUUUUACUUGAAACUCACACGGCUCCCGUAUUUAAUCACCAGUGGGAAGAGAAGAGUGUGGAAGCUGAAAAUGAAAAAUCCAUAUCCAUCAAUGACAAAGAACAGAAUGCAAAUGCUGUUCCUAAUGAAAAGUAUUUUGCCAAGGGAAAUGAGGAAAUCACCACAAAGGUUACCAUUCCCGAUAUUAUUUAUCCCCCCUCCAUGACUGUGGUUGAAACAAUAUCCAAGGAUACUGCACUGCCCUAUGAAAUCAUGAUCUCUUCCAUAGCAGAGGACUCGGAUGAUUCUUCAGCCGUAGGACCCCUGGAUUUGAAUGAAAUUUUCACCACCACCCACCAAGCAAGAAUUCCAAUUACACCCAAAGAAACCCCACACUUCAGUACUGCAACAGAACCUGACAAUAUAUUCAGUGUACCCAGCUUUGGCAUGAGGAAUAUUCCUCAGGCAAUUACACCUGAAGAUGGUCUCAUGAGUAAUUCAACUCCCAAUUUGUUGUCUGAAACAACGAUUGUCAUACCUCGUAUGGAUUCUGGAAAAGAGCAAAUGAUGUCAGCCAAUGAAAGAAUUAAUUCCCAAGAGCUCAGUGUGGUUCCUGAUUCUGUCGCUUCUGCAGCAACAGUUUACCCAAAUAUGGUAACCCCUCCCACCAGGAAUGUACUUGCGUCGCAUGAGUUGUUUUCUGAAACCCUUCUUCCUCCUGACCAAGAAACAUACCUACACAGUACUCCAGAUUCCAUUGACAGAUUAAAUACCUUACCUAAAGAGAAGGAAAUCCCAGCUACCUCUCCUUACUCUACUGAUUCAGAUGCGGACAGAAAUCACGACAUGGCAACAGCACUGACGCCAAAAGCAUCCACUGGAAAGCACAAAAGACCAACAAUAGUAGCAAGACAUAAUUGGACCACGGCAGUAACUACGAAACAGUCCCCAUCAUACUCUAGGACUAGUACCUUCCUGACCACUGAAGAGGAGAGUGGUUCUGGCCAGAGUACAUCUGAUAGUCUAACUGUUAAUGAAACUUCAGUGGUGUUAAGUUCCCUCGAGCAUAAUUAUAGAGCGUUAGACAGUACAACAGGCACAGGUAAAGCAGCAGAACCAAGGACACCACUGCCUUCAGCUCCAUCUGUAACUAGUGGGCUUGAAACUACUUUAUUCGACAUUUAUGAGGCAGAGGCCAGUAACAGCAGCCAUGAGUCCCGUAUAGGUUUGGCAGUUGGGUUAGAGACAGAAAAAAAGGCAAUUAUCCCUCUUGUGGUGGUAUCAGCUCUCACCUUCCUAUGUUUGAUGCUGCUGGUAGCUAUCCUUAUAUACUGGAGGAAAUGCUUUCAGACCGCACAUUUUUACUUGGAAGAUAAUGCAUCACCCAGAGUGGUUUCCAUUUCACAAUCUCCAGCUCUACCUAUUUCAGAUGAAAUGGGAGCAAUUCCAAUCAGGCAAUUUCCAAAACACGUUGCAGAACUCCAUGCAAAUAAUGGAUUUGCUGAAGAAUUUGAGAAACUGAAAGCAUUUUACGAGGAGGUCCAGGGAUGCACUGUUGAUUUAGGCAUCACAUCAGACAGCUCCAAUCACCCAGACAACAAAAAUAAAAACCGCUAUAUAAAUAUAGUUGCUUUUGACCAUAGCAGGGUUAAACUAGCCCCACUUGUGGAAAAAGACUCUAAGCACAGUGAUUACAUCAAUGCAAAUUACGUCGAUAGCUAUGACAGACAGAAAGCCUAUAUAGCAGCUCAAGGGCCACUUAGAUCGACAGCUGGAGAUUUCUGGCGGAUGAUAUGGGAACACAAUGUGGGAGUUAUUGUUAUGAUCACCAACCUGGUGGAAAAGGGAAGGAGGAAAUGUGAUCAGUACUGGCCAUCAGAAAACAGUGAAGAAUAUGGAAACAUUCUUGUCUCACUGAAGAGCUCGAAAGUAUUGUCCUAUUACACUGUUAGGCAGUUUUCUAUUCGGAACACAAAGUUUAAGAAGGGAUCCCAGAAAGGAAGGCAGAAUGAUCAUACAGUGACCCAAUAUCAUUAUACUCAAUGGCCUGACAUGGGUGUUCCUGAGUAUGCUCUUCCUGUCUUAACAUUUAUACGACAUUCAGCGGCUGCUAAGACCAAUCUUAUGGGACCUGUAGUAGUUCAUUGCAGUGCUGGUGUUGGAAGAACAGGCACAUACAUUGUAAUAGACAGCAUGCUGCAACAAAUCAAGCACAAAGGCACUGUUAAUGUGCUGGGAUUUCUCAAACACAUCAGAACACAGAGGAACUAUUUAGUACAAACAGAGGAGCAGUACAUCUUCAUUCAUGAUGUCCUGGUGGAGGCCAUCUUUAAUAAGGAUACAGAAGUCCCUGCCAAUCAUUUAUAUGCCUAUGUCAAUGCUCUCCUGACACCGGGGGCCUCCGGGAAAACUAAUCUAGAGAAGCAAUUCAAGUUGGUAAGCCAGCCUCAUGCUAAGCAGUGUGAUUACUCUGCAGCACUGAAGCAAUGCAACAGAGACAAGAACAGAAAUUCCUCUAUCAUUCCCGUGGAGAGAUCAAGAGUUGGACUGUCAACCUCAGCUGCAGAGGGCUCUGAUUACAUCAACGCUUCUUACAUUUCGGGAUUUCAUCAAAGUAAUGAAUUCAUUAUAACUCAACACCCACUGCCACAUACCACAAAGGACUUUUGGAAAAUGAUAUGGGACUACAAUUCUCAAAUUAUUGUCAUGCUGUCAGAUAACCAAGUGCUGACUGAGAAUGAAUCUGUGUACUGGCCGAGGAAGGAGGAACCAAUGAAUUGUGAAGCGUUUACAGUAAGCCUGAUCAACCAGAGCCAUCUUUGUCUUUCCAAUGAGGAGCAGCUCAUCAUCCAGGACUUCAUUCUUGAAGCAACACAGGAUGACUAUGUGCUUGAAGUGAGGCACUAUCAGUCCCCAAAAUGGCCAAAUCCAGAUGGGCCGAUAAGCAAAACCUUCGAGCUCCUCAAUAUAAUACGAGAAGAAGCUUCUACCAGGGAUGGGCCAACUAUUGUCCAUGACGAACAUGGAGGAAACACAGCUGGUACUUUCUGUGCUUUAACUAAUCUAAUGCACCAACUGGAAAGUGAAAACUCAGUGGACGUUUAUCAAGUGGCUAAAAUGAUUAAUUUAAUGAGGCCCGGUGUCUUCACCGAUGUUGAUCAGUACCAGUUUUUGUAUAAAGCUGUCCUCAGCCUGUUCAGUACAAGAGAAGAUGAAAACCCUGCAACUGUAUUGGAAACCAAUGGCAUGGCCAUGUCUGCCAAUGACUGUAAUGUAGCAGAAAGCAUGGAGUCUCUGGUGUAACAGUGCAAGAGAUAUCAUCACCAACAGAGGCAAAACAAAAUCCUAUUUAAGAUCCUGUUAACUAUAUAGGUAUCCAUUGUGAAAUCCUGGUAUUCACUUUGUGUCACCAAUGAACACUAACUGGUGGGUGACUUUUUAUAUAAAAGAAAAAUUGUUAGCAGAAAUCGUUUGUGCAGUGUGUGAAUAUUUCAUUUGCAUCACGCUGGCCUGACUGAUAUUCGCUGUAGUUGCAUUUUCAGCAUGUUCAGUGUCAAGUUCCAUGGUCUGCUU